GCAGCCAUGGGCAAGCACAGCAGCAAGCUGGCGCCGGAGAUGCUGGAUGACCUGGUGAGGAGCACAGAGUUCAGCGAGCAGGAGCUGAAGCAGUGGUACAAGGGCUUCCUCAAGGACUGUCCCACUGGCAUCCUCAACCUGGAGGAAUUCCAGCAGCUCUACAUCAAGUUCUUCCCCUACGGAGAUGCCUCCAAGUUUGCUCAGCACGCUUUCCGCACCUUUGACAAGAAUGGUGACGGAACUAUCGACUUCAGGGAGUUCAUCUGUGCCCUGUCUGUCACCUCCAGGGGCACCUUUGAGCAGAAACUCAACUGGGCCUUUGAGAUGUAUGACCUGGACGGGGAUGGGAAGAUCACACGCUUGGAGAUGCUGGAGAUCAUUGAGGCCAUUUACAAGAUGGUGGGGACUGUGAUCAUGAUGAGGAUGAACCAAGAUGGGCUGACACCCCAGCAGCGUGUUGACAAGAUCUUCACAAAGAUGGACAAAGACAAGGAUGACCAGAUCUCCCUGGAGGAGUUCAAGGAGGCAGCGAAGAGCGACCCCUCCAUCGUCCUCCUCCUGCAGUGUGACAUGCAGAAAUAGAGCCCUGGGGGCUCGUCGCUGGACUGGCUGCAGCCAACCUCUGCUCCCUGUGUUGGUUUCCAUCCCUGUUUU
Charadrius vociferus (killdeer) is the source of this 654-nucleotide messenger RNA. RefSeq names its product hippocalcin like 4 (gene HPCAL4). Gene Ontology annotation, molecular function: calcium ion binding. The transcript is spliced from 3 exons. The record is from RefSeq and is a predicted model, not a curated record. Bases 7 to 582 code for a protein of 191 amino acids. Lineage: Eukaryota; Metazoa; Chordata; Aves; Charadriiformes; Charadriidae.